AUGUCUAUCGAUUUUCCCGCCGAGGAGGAGCUUGUCCUCAAGCGGUGGAGAGAAAUUGAUGCUUUCCAGCGCCAGGUCGAGCUUUCUCGAGGAAAGAAGCCGUAUACCUUCUACGAUGGUCCGCCUUUCGCGACCGGUCUGCCUCACUAUGGUCAUCUUCUGGCCUCAACAAUUAAAGAUAUCAUUCCCAGAUACUGGGCAAUGAAGGGACACUAUGUCGAGCGAAGAUUUGGAUGGGAUACACACGGCGUCCCCGUUGAGUAUGAGAUCGAUAAGAAACUCGGCAUGUCCGGCUUGGAAGCAGUUGAGAAACUCGGAAUUGCCAAAUACAACGAGGAGUGCCGGGCUAUUGUCAUGCGUUUCGCUGAGGAAUGGCGACAGACGAUCGAGCGUCUGGGUCGUUGGAUUGAUUUCGACAAUGACUACAAGCUAACGCACGUUGGCCUGGAAUUAGACGAUGAACACCAGCUUUAUGGAGUCCGUGUGCAGCUCUUUGACAAAGGCCUUGUUUACCGAGGCUUCCGCGUGAUGCCUUAUUCAACCGCCCUCAACACACCUUUGAGCAACUUCGAAGCUCAGCAAAACUAUAAGGACGUGCAGGACCCCGCAGUAGUCGUGACAUUCCCUCUGUUGGACGACCCCGAGACCUGCUUGCUUGCAUGGACGACCACUCCGUGGACGCUUCCCUCUCACACCGGCCUUUGCGCCCAUCCUGAUUUUGAAUAUGUGAAGAUCUACGAUGAGGCCACCAAGAAGAACUAUAUUCUUUUGGAGUCUUUGCUUCGCACCAUCUACAAGGAUCCGAAGAAGGCCAAAUUCAAGAUCGUUGACCGCGUUAAGGGUGCCGAUAUGCUUGGUUGGAAGUACGAACCUCUCUUCAAGUAUUACUACGAUGAAUUCAAAGAUCAUGGUUUCCGUGUGGUCAAUGAUCGUUAUGUCACAGCCGAGGAUGGUGUGGGUAUCGUUCACCAAGCUCCAGCUUUUGGUGAGGACGAUUACCAAGUCGCCGUUAACCACGGUGUGAUCAACGAGACUCGUCUUCCCCCGAACCCCGUGGACGCCCAGGGUUGCUUCACCGCAGAGGUCUCGGACUUUGUUGGCCAAAACGUCAAGGAGGCUGACAAGGCAAUCAUCAAAUACCUGAAGGGCACUGGUCGCCUUCUUGUUGACAGCCAGAUUACUCACAGCUACCCCUUCUGCUGGCGGUCAGACACCCCUCUCAUCUAUCGGGCAGUGCCUUCUUGGUUCGUGAAAAUCGAUACAAUCAUCCCUCAGAUGCUGGAAGGUAUCGAGGAGUCUCAUUGGGUCCCAUCUUCGGUGAAGGAUAAGCGCUUCGCCAGUUGGAUCAAAAAUGCCCGUGACUGGAACAUCUCCCGCAAUCGUUUCUGGGGAACUCCGCUUCCUUUGUGGGUCAGCGAUGACUUCAAGGAGAUUGUCGCCGUUGGGAGUGUGGAGGAACUGAAGGAACUGAGCGGUUACACCGGCGAGCUCACCGACAUUCACCGUGACAAGGUGGAUCACAUCACUAUUCCCAGUAAGCAGGGUAAGGGUGAGCUUCGCCGCGUCAGCGAGGUGUUUGACUGCUGGUUUGAGUCUGGUAGCAUGCCCUACGCUUCCCAGCAUUAUCCAUUCAAAAACAAGGAUCAAUUUGAAAACAGCUUUCCCGGUGACUUCAUCGCGGAGGGUCUCGAUCAAACCCGAGGUUGGUUCUACACGUUGACUGUCCUUGGUACUCAUCUUUUCGGAAAAUUACCCUUCAAGAACUGCGUCGUCAACGGUAUCGUUCUCGCCGAGGAUGGCAAGAAGAUGUCCAAGCGUCUCAAGAACUACCCUGAUCCUACCCUGAUCAUGGAUCGUUACGGUUCCGAUGCUCUGCGUCUUUACCUUAUCAACUCGCCAGUCGUGCGCGCCGAGCCACUCCGUUUCAAGGAGGCGGGCGUCAAAGAAAUUGUCAGCAAGGUUCUCCUCCCCUUGUGGAACAGCUACAAAUUCUUCGAAGGCCAAGUUGCUCUUUUGAAAAAGUCUUCCGAUGUUGACUUCAUGUUCGAUCCUAAAGCUGAGUCCACUAACACCAAUGUUAUGGACCGCUGGAUCUUGGCCAGUUGCCAGAGUCUCUUGAUCUUUGUCAACCAGGAAAUGACCGGAUACCGCCUGUACACUGUGGUGCCGCGUUUGCUGGGCCUGAUUGAAAACACUACCAACUGGUAUAUUCGAUUCAACCGCAAGCGUCUAAAGGGAGAGAACGGUGUUGAUGAUACUCUGCAUGCCUUGAACACCCUGUUCGAGGUGCUUUACACUUUGGUUCGGGGACUUGCUCCGUUUACUCCUUUCCUUACCGACAAUAUCUAUCAGCGCCUUCUUCCGCACAUUCCCGAGGCUCUCCGUGCCGAAGAUAGCCGCAGUGUGCAUUUCCUCGCCUUCCCUGAGCCACGCCAGGAGCUUUUCGAUGAAGUUGUGGAGCGUCGGGUCGCCCGUAUGCAGAAGGUCAUUGAGCUUGGUCGUAUCUCUCGGGAGCGCAAAUCCAUUGCGCUGAAGACACCUUUGAAGUCACUCGUGGUGAUUCACCAAGACCAGCAAUAUCUGGACGACGUCAAGUCUCUCGAGGGAUACAUCUUGGAGGAGCUCAACGUCCUCGACCUGGUACUCUCGUCUGACGAGGCUAAGUACAAUGUUCAGUACAGCGUCAAUGCAGACUGGCCCACCUUGGGCAAGAAGCUCAAGAAGGACGUGCAGAAGGUCAAGAAGGCCCUUCCUUCGUUGUCAAGCGAUGAUGUGAAGAAGUACGUUGAGGAGAAAAAGAUCGUGGUGGACGGAAUCGAGCUGAUUGAGGGCGACCUCGUCGUGAAACGCGGAAUCAAGGAAGAUUCAAGCUCAUCCGGCAUGGAGACUAACACUGACGCCGACGUCAUGACCAUCCUGGAUGCCAACUUGUACCCAGAGCUGGCUCACCAGGGUAUUGGUCGUGAGAUCAUCAACCGACUCCAACGUCUCCGUAAGAAGGCCGGCCUCGUGCCAACCGACGAGGUGAAGAUGGAGUACGUCGUUCUCUCGGACCCUGACAACAUCGGUCUUGGUGAAGCCUUCAAGUCACAAGCCCAGGCCAUCGCGAAAGCAGUUCGACGACCGCUUGAUGAGCGCUCUUUGGCCGACGGUCAGGCCCCUAGUGGUGACGAAGAGGGCACCAUUGCUCAAGAGGAUCAGGAAGUACAGAACGCCACAUUCCUCUUGCGGUUGGUCAAGCUGUAA
Penicillium diatomitis is the source of this 3246-nucleotide messenger RNA. Its product is annotated as isoleucine--tRNA ligase ILS1. The coding region runs from base 1 to 3246 and encodes 1081 amino acids. The record is from RefSeq and is a predicted model, not a curated record. NCBI's taxonomy places the organism in Eukaryota, Fungi, Ascomycota, Eurotiomycetes, Eurotiales, Aspergillaceae. The transcript is spliced from 3 exons. Gene Ontology annotation, molecular function: isoleucine-tRNA ligase activity; tRNA binding; ATP binding. Gene Ontology annotation, biological process: isoleucyl-tRNA aminoacylation.